Molecule: messenger RNA, 2734 nt
Organism: Amborella trichopoda
Lineage: Eukaryota; Viridiplantae; Streptophyta; Magnoliopsida; Amborellales; Amborellaceae
Gene: ARA12
Product: Subtilase family protein
Biological process (GO): proteolysis
Molecular function (GO): serine-type endopeptidase activity
Source: RefSeq, a predicted model, not a curated record
CUCCUAAAUUGUUGGCUUGAUUGACGGACUAGAUUGAUAGUGUUCUCUGGCGGGACCAUAGUGUAGGCACCCUCCCGUCUCAAUGUCUUUCGUACAUCUCUCACCAGCAAAGAAAGCUCUACUUAUAUGUACCUCUAGAUGUUGAAUGUUCUCUCUCUCUAUCAAAACCUAGAGAGAGAAAAUAGUGGUGAGAAGUUCGACAAUGGAGUUGGUGCUAAGGUGGAUUCUCUUGCUGGGGCUAUGGUGCUCACCAACUUUGGGCCACAAGACCUUCCUGGUUCACAUGGCCAAGUCCAUGAUGCCUGAGAGCUACAAUGGCGACCAUCAGGCAUGGUACAUGUCCAUCAUGAAAUCCGCCGUUCAGAGCACCGAAAUCCUGUACACCUACGACACAGUUCUCCAUGGCUUUGCUGCCCGGCUUACGGACGAGGAGGCGGAGCUCCUCCGGCAGCGGCCGGAGGCGCUGUCGGUCUAUGAGGAAGCUGUUUAUCAGCUACAUACGACGAGGACGCCGGAAUUCUUGGGCCUUGACGGUAACAAUGGGCUAUGGCCUGAAUCUGAUUACGCGACGGAUGUUAUCGUCGGUGUCUUGGACACGGGUGCGUCGCCUGAGAGCAAGAGCUAUGUUGAUGCGGGGCUCGGCCCUGUGCCCUCCAAGUGGCGGGGCGAGUGCCAAACUGGCAAAAAUUUUGAUGCCAGCAGCUGCAAUCGAAAGCUCAUCGGUGCUCAGUUCUUCUCGAAGGGGUACGAGGCGGUGAUGGGGCCGAUCGAUGAAACAAAGGAAUCGAAAUCACCAAAAGAUGACGAUGGCCAUGGCACCCACACAUCUACCACCGCUGCUGGGGCGUACGUCGAACAUGCGAGCCUGUUCGGGUACGCUGAAGGCACGGCGCGGGGCAUGGCGACCCGGGCGCGAAUCGCAGCGUACAAGGUGUGCUGGGCAGGUGGGUGCUUCAGCUCAGACAUCAUAGCCGCCAUGGAUCGAGCAGUGGCCGACGGGGUCCACAUUCUGUCCCUGUCGUUGGGCGGCGGGUCGAUCGACUACGAUCGGGACAGCAUUGCGGUGGGUGCAUUUGGGGCCAUGGAGCACGGGGUGUUUGUGUCAUGCUCGGCCGGUAAUUCAGGGUCCGACACGUACAGUGUCUCCAAUGUCGCCCCUUGGAUAGCCACCAUCGGAGCCGGCACGCUUGACAGGGAUUUUCCGGCAUACGUCGCACUGGGUAAUGGCCAGAAUUUCUCAGGAGUCUCGCUCUACAGUGGGAAGCCGCUGUCGCAGUCUCCAUUGCCUUUCAUUUACGCUGCCAAUGCAAGCAACACCACGAACGGGAACCUGUGCCUUGAUGGAACGCUGGUGGAGGAAAAAGUGGCCGGAAAAAUUGUGCUUUGCGACCGAGGGGUGACUGCGAGAGUGGCGAAGGGCGCGGUCGUGAGAAAGGCGGGUGGUGUCGGGAUGGUGCUCGCUAAUACAGCCUCCAACGGAGAAGAACUCGUGGCCGACGCCCACCUCCUCCCUGCAACUGGAGUCGGCGAAAAAUCCGGCGAAGAGAUCAAGUCCUACUUGCUGUCAGACAAGAAUCCUACCGCCAACAUCGUCUUCUUGGGUACCAAGGUGAACAUCCGGCCGUCCCCUGUUGUUGCAGCGUUCUCGUCUAGAGGGCCAAACCCUCUUACCUCUGCCAUUCUAAAGCCGGACAUGAUUGCUCCGGGGGUUAACAUCUUAGCAGGGUGGUCAGACACCAUCGGGCCGACUGGUCUUCCCAGCGACACGCGACGUGUCGAAUACAACAUCAUCUCCGGCACAUCCAUGUCCUGCCCUCACAUCUCGGGCCUCGCGGCCCUCCUGAAGGCGGCGCACCCUGAGUGGAGCCCGGCCACCAUAAAGUCGGCCCUCAUGACAACUGCCUACAAAGUAGACAACACGGGAGAGAUGCUCCGGGACGUAGCCACUGGCCGCCCGGCAACCUACUUCGACUUUGGUGCCGGCCACGUCGACCCCCAAAAGGCCCUCGACCCCCGCCUCGUCUACGACACGACACCAACAGAUUACCUCGACUUCCUCUGUGCCCUGAACUAUUCAUCAACUCGAAUCUCAGCCAUAGCCAAACGUACCUACGCUUGUGGCAGCGGCAACAGCGUCGGCAACCUCAAUUACCCGUCAUUCGCUGUGCCGUUCGAGACCGCGACAUCGACCGAGAGCAGCACACCCAAGGUCUUGACGUACUCUCGCACAGUGACAAACGUCGGGCAGCCAGCGACAUACCGGGCGUCCGUCAUCGGGGGCGACCCUGUGAAAAUAACUGUGGAGCCUGAGAGCUUGACAUUCGGGGAGAAGGGCCAGAAGAAGAGUUUCACUGUGACAUUCACGGCCGGGUCGUUGCCCUCUGGCUCGAUGAAGUUCGCCACGCUCGAGUUGUCCGAUGGAACACGCACCGUGGCCAGCCCAAUUGCCAUGACCUGGACCUAGAGUGGGUGCAUGGGUCUUCUUUUAACUUUAUUUUUACAGGAAACAAAAUGGUUUCCCGUUCUGUUUGAUUCUGGGUUUUUAGAAUUUAAAAUUAGGAGCGUGAUGUCCAUGGAUGUGGCAUGGGAGAGAAAGGGGUUUCAAUCUGCCGAAGAAGAUUCCUUUCUCUCUGCGCCAAAGUUGUGGACAAAGAACAACAGGAAAGUGAAAAAGCAGUAACAAUUGGCUGUUAUGUACCAUUCCACAUUAUAAUAAAUAGCUGAUAAUCACUAA